This is a messenger RNA of Ixodes scapularis (black-legged tick), 1783 nucleotides long. It is a transcript of the gene twf, whose product is annotated as twinfilin-1. Bases 315 to 1442 code for a protein of 375 amino acids. The transcript has 7 exons. Gene Ontology annotation, cellular component: myofibril; cytoplasm; actin filament. Gene Ontology annotation, molecular function: actin monomer binding; actin filament binding. NCBI's taxonomy places the organism in Eukaryota, Metazoa, Arthropoda, Arachnida, Ixodida, Ixodidae. Gene Ontology annotation, biological process: barbed-end actin filament capping; actin filament depolymerization; regulation of lamellipodium assembly. The record is from RefSeq and is a predicted model, not a curated record.
CCCCACCUCCACCUGCCUCCACCUCCUCCGUGUUCGGCGGUGGUUGUCGGCAAUCGUGGGGCCGGUGGUCUGGCGGUGUGAAACGUGCGAAGGCUAACAAGAACUAGUCUACCUGACCCGCUCGUUCAUUCUAUUACACUGAUCUCGGCUCGUUUCAUCGGCUCCAUGCCGAUCGGACACCGUUGCGCGAGUUCCUAGCGAGGGCGUGACGUACUACCCUUGAAGUCAAACCUGCGGAGAAGGGGCGGAAAAACACAAAAAUCCGGCUCCGUGAUCUCGGCGAUAUCAACAACGGCAACGAGGCGACAGGAAAGAUGUCCCAUCAAACCGGAAUCCAGGCCAAUGCAGGGCUGAAGAAGUUUUUUGCAAGGUGUAAGGAUGGCACAGUGAGGGUGUUCAAGGUAUCGAUUGUUGAAGGUGAGUUACCCGAUGCCUGUUUUGCUUCAAUGAACCAAGGUUUCAGAGCUGCCCAGCUACCGGUUGAUGUUCCUAAUCGAAUUGCAGAAGAGCUGACCUUGGUCGACCACAAGGCACCCAAGGGCUCGUGGGAACAAGACUAUGACUCCCUGGUCUUACCGCUGGUGGAAGGUGGUCAGCCGUGCUACCUGUUCUUCCGGCUGGACAGCCCCUGCCAGAACGGUUACAACUGGCUCUUCAUCAGCUGGUCCCCUGAUGACUCUCCUGUGCGCCAGAAAAUGCUGUACGCUUCGACCAAAGCGACCCUGAAAAAGGAGUUUGGCGGCGGCAACAUCUCGCACGAGCUCUUCGGCACCAACCGGGAGGAGAUGCGUCUACCCGGGGUGCGCCGUCUGCUGAGCACGGAGGCGGCACCUGCGCCCCUGACGCUGGCGGAGCAGGAGCUCAACGUCAUCCGCAAGGGGGAGGCCUCGGCCAACGUCGCCAUCGAUGCACGCCACCAGACGCUGCGGGGACUCCACUUCCCCAUGUCGGACGAUGCUGUGGCUGCCCUCUUUGACCUGAAGGACGGACAGCUCUCCUAUGUUCAGCUGAGCAUCGACACGGACAAAGAGGAGAUCAACCUGGCGUGCCGCGACAAUGUGGCGGUCACGGGUUUGGCGUCGCUGGUGCCCAGGGACCGUCCCCGCUACCACCUGUUCCUCUUCCCACACAACCACGAGGGAGAAAAGCUCAGGAGCAUAGUGUUCAUCUACUCCAUAGCGAGUCACGAGUGCCCCGUGAAGGAGCGCAUGCUCUACUCGAGCUGCAAGUCCCCUCUGGUCGAGACCAUAGAGACCCAGGUGGAGCUGCCCAUUGCCAAGAAGGUGGAGAUCGACGACCCGAGCGAGCUGAACGAGACCUUCCUGCUGGACCAGCUCCAUCCCAAGCAGAACAUCGUCAAGCAGAAGUUUGCAAAGCCCAAGGGGCCUGCCAACCGCGGUGCCCGCCGCCUCAUCAAGUCCAACGAAGCGGGCGGCGAGUAGCCGCCGCGCCAAUGCCCGUUCCCCUCAUCGGGGGAAGGAGAGCCCACCGCCGAUGCCACCCCGCUGUGUUUUGCCUUACGAAGGACCGCAGAAGACGAUCCGAGCCGCCCCGGCGCCGCAAACGUUUCGCACAAUUACAUGCCCUGCACGUUGCUGCGCCCCUCCCAAAGGACUCUCGACGCUUGCGAGGCAUUAAAUUGGCUUCGACAGCUCAUAAUUGGGGUUGCACGUUUUCGGUAAUUGCUGAUGAAACUCGAAAAUCGACCCCGUCACUGGUUUUCUCAAAAUCGGGGAAAACCGAAAAACCCGUAUUAAAGUUGUCGUCUGAUACAAAAAAAAAA